Molecule: messenger RNA, 888 nt
Organism: Miscanthus lutarioriparius
Lineage: Eukaryota; Viridiplantae; Streptophyta; Magnoliopsida; Poales; Poaceae
Source: the annotation of a GenBank genome assembly
AUGGCUGCGGCCUUGGACCGUGCUGAGGUCGACACAGCCCGCCCGUUCCGGUCUGUCAAGGAGGCGGUGGCUGUGUUCGGCGACCGCAUACUUGUCGGCAACAGCCAUUCCAGGCACAGCAGUAGCAGUGCGGCCGCCAUUGCCACCCCAAGCGCCAGUGCCAAUGCCACUAGCGUUACUGCCAUCCCGAGUGCCAAGCAAGAAGCAAGCAGCAGCAGCAGCACCAUGACCUUCUCACCCACCCCAAUGGCCGAGAGCGAGGCGGAGAUAAUGGCCGCCACCGUGCCGAUGUACUCUGCGCCAUCCUCCCCGACAUCGCUCGCGUCAUCACCUUCGCCGGUCAAGCCGUGCAGGGGGCGCGACGGCGGCGACGACCACCGGGGCAAGGACAACGAGGCGGGCGGUGGUCUCGUGAUCGUGCGCUCCAUCCAGAAGCUGGAGGCCAACGUGGCGGAGACGCGGCAGGAGGUGGCGCAGCUCAGGAAGCGCGGGAACGAGAUGGAGAUGGCGCUGGCGAGCCUCAGCGCGCAGCUCCACCGGGGCCUCUCGAAGCUCGCCGAGAUGGAGGCCGACAAGGCGGUGUCGGCUGGGGUGGCGGGGCGGCGCAGCAUCGGGGGCGACACCGACGUGGAGUCGCUCACGCUCCGGAGCGAGCGGUGGGGCGACAGGCUCGCCGCAAGCGAGUACCUGCCGUCAUUCUCACACGCGCUGAGCCUUGGCGAGAUGGACGACGUCGAGCUUAUGGGCAGCGGCCGGAGGAGGAAGGCGCAGAUGGUCAAGCCCAUCGUGCCGCUUAUCGGUGACAUCCUCUUCUCCAGGAGGAAGAGCACCAAGCAGAAGGUUGACGAUGGCUUGUACAGUGGUGAUCUCUACGGCGUCCGAGGCUAG